GGCUGUUGUGUUAUUGGGCUAUGCCGGCAGCGGGUGGAGUCGGGGUGUUUUUUGCAUUUUAAAAAGUCCCAGGCCAGUAGCUGGCCGUAAAACAAGCGGAGUCAAGGUUUAAAAAUUAUUUCUUCCACUAUCUCCUUACAUUUGCUCUUUUCUCCCCGAAGAUGGCGGAGGCUCUGGGGGUGGCUGACACCCGUAGGCUUCACAGUAAACCGCAGGAUUUAAACGACGCGUACGGGCCUCCCAGCAACUUCCUCGAGAUCGACAUCUUCAACCCGCAGACAGUCGGGGUCGGUAGGAGUAAGUACACCACAUACGAGGUCCGAAUGAGGACAAAUCUUCCCAUUUUUAAGAUGAAGGAUUCAUGUGUGCGCAGGCGAUACAGUGACUUUGAAUGGUUAAAAAGUGAAUUGGAGAGAGACAGUAAGAUUGUUGUGCCACCACUACCAGGAAAAGCUUUGAAACGUCAACUACCAUUCAGAAUGGAUGAAGGAAUUUUUGAAGAGUCUUUUAUUGAAGAAAGAAGAGCUGGAUUAGAACAAUUCAUUAACAAAAUUGCAGGUCACCCAUUGGCCCAGAAUGAACGCUGCCUGCAUAUGUUCUUACAAGAGGAAAGCAUCGAUAGGAAUUAUGUACCUGGCAAAAUUCUUAAUGCAGUUGACUUGGGACCAGCGUAAAACAUUUUCCAGGAAAAUCAAUUUGUGCUGUAAAAGAUUACUUGAGCAAUAUUCACAUCUAGUUGUUGCAUAAAACUCUUUUAUAAUGUUGAAGUGAAAUAUAACAGGCAUUUCUUCUACCAACUGCCUUUUGGUUGUUUGCUUUAAAAUUUUAAGCUAUCUUUGUUCUGCCAUAAACUUUUAGCAGUGGUGUUCCAGAUGAGUUACAAUGCUGUGUUGUGUUUUUUAACACCAUACCUCCAUUUAUUGGCCCAUUACCUCCUGGAGUAUCAUGGAAUGUAGUACAAGCACGAAACAUCUAGCUAUGUUUAAAAGCUGUUGCUUCAUGUAGUGAGUGGCGAUGAGGUUGAAGGGGUGUCUACUUUUUGCUAAACUACCAAUUGUGUGAUUUUAUAGUUUUAUUUUUCUCCCAAAUCCAGAGUCUAAGUGGGCCACUAAAGACUAGUAGGGGAAGCAAAUCUGAGUCACCUGCAGCACUUCAGACGAUAAAGCUGUUAACAAAUUAUCAUUUGUCUAAAUUAUUCAUUCUGCCCUUCUGACUUGUUCUUUAUUCCCUUCUGUACUGCCUAAUGAACUUUGGUUUUUUCCCAAUUUUAACUGCUCAAAUCUAAUCUUGCAUGAGGAUAACUCUUGUAGUUGACACUAGCACUUAAUCACAAUAUUGUACUCCUGUCCAUCUAGAAUUCUGUAGGAUUUGUUUUGUUUCCAACUUCUGAGGAAUGGUUUAAAGAAUAAAUUCCUCCUGCUUUUGAGGAUGUGGGAAUUGGUAGAUGGCCAUGAGGAGAGAUGCCUCAACUGCUUGGUAUCCAAGGGAAAUCCAUGACUUGCUGUUAUAGAUUUAUUCAUUGAAUUUGAAGCCUACAUCUUGAUGUAGUCAAGCAACUUGAAGACAGAGUACCUGAUUUUACUUUUUCUUUGCAGCUUGAAGUUUGUUCUGUUCUCAUGCACUUUUUUUUAUAUAGCUAGGAUGGUUACCCUCUGCAGACCUUUGGAAUUUUGGACCUCUUGACAUGUUAGUCUGAAUGGGUUUGUGGACUUUAGUUGUUAGUAGCCUGAAGGGAGGGAAAUGCCAAACAAUGAGUGAAAAUGUCUAAGAUGACACUUGUGUAGGCUGGACAUCAUUUUUGGGAUGAAACUGCAAUGGGAGGAGGGGGCAGGGAAGGAAAAACCUUCUGUUAGAAUCUCUUGGAGUAAGUGUACUUUAAUAGUGCAACACCAAAUGGAUUUUGUGUAAAUCACCAGUCCUGUUCACUUUUUUUUUUUUUUUUUUUAAAUACCCUUGUUACAACAAAUCCAUUAACUGCUUAUUGAAAUUAUUAAAGGUUUCUCAUCUAGUUUGGCAUUUCAAAAAUGUGAGAAUCUUUUGGUUAAGUACUUUUCAUCCCUGUCUGCUUAAUGCUAUCAUUCUUAUUGGGUUUGUGAUGUAAUAUUUUAUCUUUGUUAAAGAUCAAUAUGAAAUGCCAUUUCUUUCCCACUGAAACCAGAAAUGGAUGUAUUGCUUUACUAGCUAAAUUUGGUUGAAUACAAGUUCAUUGUUGUCAAAGCAUUCCUCAUAAGCAACAUUCCUCAGUAUUAGUCAUUUUUGUCUUUUGUACAAUUACUUAGAUUUUUAAUUUUAGGUGGGUUUUUUUGUGUGUAUGUAUAUACCAAGAAAAGAUGACUCUUGCUAUAUUAAGUAGCCUUCCCCUUAAUCCACAGUUUUGUCUGAUCUGUCUAAUAUGUUCACUUAUUCAUUCAUAUUAAACUGUGAAAUCAC
This is a messenger RNA of Rhincodon typus (whale shark), 2430 nucleotides long. RefSeq names its product sorting nexin-12. Lineage: Eukaryota; Metazoa; Chordata; Chondrichthyes; Orectolobiformes; Rhincodontidae. The record is from RefSeq and is a predicted model, not a curated record. Gene Ontology annotation, cellular component: early endosome membrane; retromer complex. Gene Ontology annotation, molecular function: phosphatidylinositol-3-phosphate binding. The coding region runs from base 162 to 674 and encodes 170 amino acids. Gene Ontology annotation, biological process: endocytic recycling; late endosome to Golgi transport. The transcript is spliced from 5 exons.